Pieris brassicae (large cabbage white) is the source of this 2826-nucleotide messenger RNA. Its product is annotated as nucleoside-triphosphatase THEP1. Lineage: Eukaryota; Metazoa; Arthropoda; Insecta; Lepidoptera; Pieridae. The coding region runs from base 183 to 914 and encodes 243 amino acids. The record is from RefSeq and is a predicted model, not a curated record. The transcript is spliced from 5 exons. Gene Ontology annotation, molecular function: ATP hydrolysis activity.
UUGUUUAUGGUUACGGAUUUAGCAUAUAAUUCACUUGUGUAAUACACUAUAAUUAUGUAUACACAGAUUGACCCGUUAUGGUAUUAUUGCUUGAUCUACAAAUAAACCACGAGUAUUAACUUAUAAACUGCUUAUCAGUUUAUAAGUUUGACGUUGUUAAUUUGCGUGCUCUGUCACAUAUAAUGACAAUGGCAGCUGAUACUAGCGCCAAUGUUAAAAUAAAUUUGAUUGACGUUUGGCUGACGCAUAAACCGUGCAGGCCAAGAAAGAUUUUAAUAUUAGAAAACUUCAUGUGGGUUACGGAAACUUGUUCGGGAUUAACGACUUCGAUUGGAGGAAUGAAUGAUACAAAGAAGCUGAAAUAUUUUGUAUUGACUGGUGAUCCCGGAGUAGGAAAAACUACUAUAAUCAAAAGGAUAUGUGAAUGUUUACAAGGUAAAGGUGUCAAAACAUCAGGUAUUUAUACUGAGGAAGUUAGAACAAAUGGAAUUAGGGAAGGAUUUGACGUGAUUUCCCUUAAUGGAGUGAAGGGUAGACUAGCAAGGGACCAGAGAUUACUUAGCACACCAGCAAAAUAUAAAGUUGGGAAAUAUGGAGUUCUAAUUCAAGAGUUUGAAAAUAUUGCACUCCCAACUUUGCAAAAGGAUGAAGACUGUAAGUUAUGUCUUGUGAUAGAUGAGAUAGGAAAAAUGGAAUUCUACAGUAUCCCAUUUAAGAACAGAAUAAAAGAAAUCUUUACCAACAAUUCAAACAAUUUUGUUAUUGCUACAAUACCAAUAAGGAAUAGUGAUCCUCUUAUAGAAUUAAUAAGACACCAUAAUGAAGCUAAAGUUUGGGUGGUAACAAGAGGCAACAGAAAUAUAAUAUAUGAAGAUAUAGUCAAAGAAAUAUUUUGUAACAUUUUAUCAAAUUAAAUUGACAAAAAAAAAAUCAAGAACAUGAUACAAACUUAAAUAAAGUAGGAGAUACAAAUGGAAUCUACUUUUAUGUUUUUCAAGAUUGUUCAAAAUAAUGUAAAAACAAAAAUUUAUCACAAUAUGCUUUCUAUAAAAUAACAAUUCUUAUUCAUUAUCAUCAUCAGAAUAAUCAUCAAACUGUCCAGACACAGUUCUUAAAACUUUAGGCUGUGAUACCUUAUUAAUGGGUUCCUUGUGUAAAUCAAUGGGACAGAAGUGACCUUCAUCAAUUUUUUUUUGAAUAAACAUAACCCAAGGAGAUUGUGUAAAAGUUCUACUUUUAGCUGUCAAUUGUGGAACCCACCAAUCUUCUGCUUCCCAGUCUUCAGAAGAAGUUGAUGAAGGUCUGUUUUGAGAGGUUUCUGAAAUUAUUAAUUUGCCAGUUAAAACGUGGCUUAGUGUAGCAAUUUGAAAUAAUGCAAUAGAAUUGUACCUUAUUGUAUAUCUAGCCUCUAUUUAAAGUAAAAUUUUAUAAAGGAAAAAAAUCAGAAAGUAAUAAUUUAUAUAAAUAUUAAUAUAAAUUAUUAUACUCUCUGAUUUUUUCCUAUGUGUGUAUGUGAAUUACCAAGUACCAAAGGCACAACAGGUUUUGCCACUAAUUAAUUUUAUAAGAUGAAACAAAAUAAUAUUUAUCUGAUUGUUAUAGAGAUUUUUUUUGUUGUUGAGAAAAAGUUUUUAUUGAUACCAACCAUUGUUUUCAUACUCAUUAUAUUGAAAUUCGUCAUCGGUUAGGUUAGGAGUAUGAUUACAUUCAUCUUUUACUACUUCCUUCUUUCUGAAAAUGAUAAUAUGGAAAUCUUUUUUAGUUUUCAUUUUGUUACAAAGUUUUUCAUAUUAAAAAUAUUUCAUUACCUUCCACAAUAUCUUUGUUCUGAAUAAUUUAAUCUUAUCUUCUUUUGUUUUUCAAUGUAAAUGUCAUUCUCAGGUUCUUUGAAAUAAUUUUGGGCAAGAUCAAUUUCAUCAUAGUUAUCUAUUUCAGGUACAUCACAAAGAAAAUUAUCAUACAAAUCUAGGCAUUUUAGAUUUUUCAUGUUACUCCAAUUAUUUGGAAGCAUACAUAAUUCAUUAUUAUUAAGAGAUAGCACCUUUAAUUUCUGUAACUCAAGUAUUUCUUCAGGCAAAUAUAGUAGCUGAUUAAAUGAUAGCAAACAAACUUCUAAAUUUUUUAAAGUACAAAAUUCUUUAGGCAGAGUAUGUAUCUUAUUGUAUGACAAGUCAAUUUCUAUUAGAUUUUUAAAUACACCUAUUUUUGGUGUAACAGUAUUUAUAAAUGUAUUCUGUACAUUUAGCUUUUCUAAAUUAAUACAUUCUAUAAGGCUCUUAAAAGGAAUAUCGUAAAAAGCAUUGGCUUUAUAUGAAGUAUAGGAAUUGCCAAGUUGUAUAGACUUAGCAUUUACAAAUGUUGCUAUAAGCUCAUAAUCUUUAUUUAUUCUACAGUUGUGAAUAAUAACUUCCUUGACUAGAGUUCUAUAUCGUAAAAAUUCUAAUAAAAAUUCAUCCUUAAGGGCCUUUAAGUUUGUAUUAUUGCUAAUAUUGAAUUUUAUUAAAUUUUUAGGAGAUGCUGCCCAGACCCAGUAAGGAGGACUGUGUAUAUUAUUGUUGGAUAGGUCUAAAUCUUCUAUAAUAUUGCAAAAAUUUGGUACCUCGUCAAAUGACUCAAUAUUAUUGUAAGAUAAGUCCAGUUUUCUAAUGUUUGUAAGAUCCAUAAUGCUUUGGGGAACUCGCGUUAAGCUGUUGUGCGAAAGGUUUAUUUCACUUAAGUGUAUCGGUAAUGUUAAGUUAUCGUUAAGAUAAGUGAAAUGUUGAUUACUUAGAUCAAUAAACGUUAUGUUUUCAUUCAUAUUGAGUAUAUUAAAAGUAUUCCUUUUAA